UCAACUUGCCACAGCACGGUGAAGCUGAGGGUUGUUCUUCUGAUGGCUGUCUUCCGCAUAGCGUGAAUUCAACCUCUUCUCUUUAAUUAGCAUCUGACGGUAGCUUGUAUUCCAUCUGAUUCUGCUUUGUAGUUUUUGUUUUGUAGUCUUAUCGCAAGGUUAAAUUCAUUGGCUAACGUUUAGUUAGCUAGCUGGCUAACGUUUACAGGAGUUUCCACUUGUUGCUAGCCAGGAGGAGCAUCGCCCACAACAAUGCCAGGAUACCCUUGGUUCUCGUGGUUUCCUUGACAGAUAUCUGUUUCCUUAUGUGUGGUCAAAACAAUGGUGACACGGCUCCCAUGUGUGGCUGUUGUGACAGAGUUAUCAAUUGUAAAAAAAAAGAAAAAAGUUUACAGGCAUCCCAUUUUCGUUCUUAAUCUGAUUAACGGUACACUUAACAGCGUUUUCCGCUGAUGAAAGUAGUGCUGCGCCAUACUUUGCGAAGUCAGCCGUUUACGGUGUCCGCUCCUCGUCUCAAAGUAUGGAUAUAUCCAGCGACUCUGACUCAUACGGCAGGACCCCGGACCACCGGUCACGGCGGCGUGAAGCCCACCGCAGACCUGGCCGGGAGAGGGCCAGAGGCAACGGGAGAGAAAUCGACGGGCGAACCGUAGACAUCUCCGAGAAAAUCAGCACUCUUGCAAACACCUUACAGGACACCAGCAGGAACUUGACCAAAGUAGACAAGAUGCUGGGUCAGUACAGGGAGCACACAGACGACCAGGCUGAAGCCAUGGCACUGCUUAGGGAGAACCUAGAGGAGUCAAUCAGCCAGCUGCAGACACAGAGGCGAUCCAACGGGGUUCGGAGCUCCUCAGCCUCCACCCUGCAUACCAGCGACCUGGAAGCUUUCUCAGGAUCAGAAGGCCAGCGUUUCUACCCCACUUCUCCACUUAAGGAUUACACGAGCCCUCCAGGAAGGAGGAGGAGGUCUCAAUCUGCCAAUGUUCGCUUCAAGGAUACCAGCCUGGAAGGAGACGGUAUUCAUACCCUGCACCAGUCCUUGAGGGAUCUGCGUUGUGACCAGCAGAGACUGUCUGAUGACCUGGAUAGAGAAAUCCUCCGGAGGAACCGGGCUGAUAUUGACACCAGGCGGGCGAUGGAAAGCCUCACAGAGCACAUGACAGCUUCCCUGAGACAGGACUCAGUGUCGUCUCGUGUGGAGCGGCGUCUGCAUGAGCUGGAGAGAGAGAUGCACGGCGAGCAGAGGAGCACGGGCGGAGAGAGGAGGCCGGAGCAGCGGGCGGCCGUGUCUGACGAGCCGCAGGAGACUUUAGGGAGAUGCCAAAUUGGAGCCAGUGAAAGAGAGGAGAAGAUGGCAGCCAGGCUGCUCAAAGCAGACAGGGAGAAAUCCAAGAUGGGGCAGGAACUAGAGAGAGCCAGAAGAUUGCUGGAACAGUCAGAAGAUAGCAGAGAGUCCCUCGUUCAACAGGUGGAGGACAUGCGCUGCGAGCUGCAAAGGACAAGGGAGGAGAAGACAGGGCAUGAGAGGGCACGGCUGGAGACUUCUCGGCCCAGUGCUCAGCCACAUGGCAGCUAUGCUGACAAGGAUGGUGGAAGAGGUGGGCUGCAAGGGCCAGAUCGCUCAGACCUGGAAAAGGAAGUGGCAGAACUGCGUGUUCAGCUGUGCAAAGCCUCGGUCCGUGGUGAAGUCGAAGAACUGAAGAGGGCUCUGGACUGUAAAGAGAGGGAGAGGGUCCAGCUCAGCUUACAGUUGAAGGAAUUAUCGUCAGACCUGGCGGUGCGAGAGCAACAGCAGCAGCGAAUGCUGGAACAGCUGAGGGACAUACAGAGCCGAGGGCAAGCAGAGAGGAGAGAGACGGAGGCAUUACUCCUCGAGAGCACAAGGAGCAGAGAUGAAUUGAAGACCAGAGCCCAAGAGGCUGUGCGCCAGUGGAGGGCAAAGUGCAGGAGACUGCAGAAGGAGCUGGAGGAGGCGAGGGCUCAGGCUCAAUUUCAUACUGACAAGGCCUCACAG
This is a messenger RNA of Pelmatolapia mariae (spotted tilapia), 2017 nucleotides long. RefSeq names its product centrosomal protein of 128 kDa-like. The record is from RefSeq and is a predicted model, not a curated record. The annotation marks the transcript as partial. Lineage: Eukaryota; Metazoa; Chordata; Actinopteri; Cichliformes; Cichlidae. The transcript is spliced from 13 exons. Gene Ontology annotation, cellular component: spindle pole; centriole.